Molecule: messenger RNA, 2988 nt
Organism: Xylona heveae TC161
Lineage: Eukaryota; Fungi; Ascomycota; Xylonomycetes; Xylonales; Xylonaceae
Exons: 4
Coding region: 267-2591 (774 amino acids)
Biological process (GO): vesicle-mediated transport
Cellular component (GO): cytosol; endocytic vesicle
Molecular function (GO): guanyl-nucleotide exchange factor activity; small GTPase binding
Source: RefSeq, a predicted model, not a curated record
CUAUUGUGACAUGAGAGGUCGAGAUCCGGCAUUGAACGCUUCUCACACUGCCAUUUGCUCUCUAUACACCUGCUGGAUGAUCUCAUAAAUUGUCCGUUUGAACUUAUUGCAUUUUAUGGCGUUAUGAGCACCUAGAGAGCACCCAUCUUUGAACAUUGCAUUGCUUUUAGGUCCUGCGAGACUCGGUCUCGUGCUCAAUAACAGCUUCACGUCUGGAAGCAAGAUAUAUUGUUGGCAACGCAAUUUUGAUCUAUCACCAGUGGAUAAUGUCCGAAGAUCCGUUGAUGUCCGUGCUGAGUGCGCAACAACAGAAUGAACAAGAGCCUCGACGCCCAAGGCCUUUGCAUAUCUCCCGAUCUUUCUCCCGCCUAGAACCUGCUGGACCAAGUCCAUUGUCACGCACCCGAGCCACUACUCUUCAUGCAGGCACGAUCCCGGAGGUUCUCAGUCCGGAUAAACCGGAUGGAGAUCAUCGACCAGAAAAAGAUGAUAUCUUCGUCGGAGGAGAGUCGAACCAUCAUGCCGCGGUAGAUGAUGACUUGGUUAGCUCUCCGACUGGCUCACAUCUUCCUGGUGACGGAACCGAUCUACCGGUUGAGCUCUUAAGCUUGAGCGAUCGGUUUGUCGAUUCAUUGUCUGCCAAAGUUCAUCCAACACCACCCUCUAUCGAUAGACUUUCAGAGCUGUUCCAAGAAUUCUAUAUACGGGCAUCAGCCACUAUUGCUACACACAUCUCCGCGUUGUCGUCAAUGCGACGAACAGAACACCCGCCUACAACGACAAAAGGAUCAACUCUGUCAAAACUAGGAGGCAAGCAUGCAUCUACGGAAGAGCAAACAAAAUCUCAAGAAGAUCCAAAUGCAUCGCAGCAGAUGCUAACGAGUACGGAAAUCACGGACAAGCGCAAAGCGCGGCGGCGCCUGGAGCAGAAACGAAUCAUCUUAGAAGAGGCUGUGGAACGCAGGGUAUGCGAAAAUAUCUAUGAUAGGAUUUGGCGACAUCGCAGUACUCAGGAUGAGGCCAAUGAUGAAAAGCUCCGAUCUCGAAUAGCAGCUUUAUCGGUCGUUGGGAUCGGGCUGAAUGAUCUUGGUAUUGAAGUUGGCUCAGCAUUCGGUGAGUCGGGCCCGGAAGAAAAGGAGAACAAGAUUCGAGAUGAUCUCGCGCGAGCGAGGGAUGAGCUUGCCAAAAUGAACCAGGAAAAAUAUCCAUUGGGCAAACUGCAUCAUUUGACGGCCGUGCACAAGAGUAUUGUGGAAACAUUGUCAAAAUCCUUCCCUUCGUCGUCUUCCGCCGACGAGAUCAUGCCUACGCUUAUCUAUACAUUGAUCACCUCUCCAGCAGAAGACCUGAGCGUUGUUAGCGAUCUUCACUUCAUUCAACGCUUCCGCUCUUUGAGUAAGAUGGACGGGGAAGCUGCAUACUGUCUGACCAACCUUGAAGCUGCCAUAACGUUUCUUGAGACGGUGGAUUUACCUAGUUUAAGAGCCGAGGAGGCAUAUCGAGUUCCCUCAGAACCACCGGGCCGCCUGUCAACGUCUAAAUUUGAGAAGUCCGAGCGGACCUCCCUAACACAACCAUCACCUUCCCAAUUGCUGCCGCCCGCGACCACCCCCGAAGUCGCAACUCCGGCACCUUCUGGGUCCAGUCGACCUAUGCGGAACUCACCUUUGUCUGAGGGAGCUAGCCGUACUCCUACUCCUCAACGACGACUCAGCAGCCUGCUUCAACCUGGCAGCAACCCAUUCGGAGCAGCAAGUGAUGCUGUCAUUAACACGGCUGACCAAAGCUUCAAAAAUAUCAGCAACACGUUGGAGACGAGCUACAAGUUCCUCUUUGGUCGCCUAAAAGAACAGCAAUUGACUGGAGCCAAUGGGGAGAACAGAUCUGUCUUCAUGCCCAAGACACUCGACGAAGCACGCAAGUUAGUCAGCACUCCCCAGCUACCGGCUGAGGAGGAGGGCAAUUUGAGUGCGGCCAGCUCCUUACUUGAGCAAACUGACGGUCUGCCCGGAGUUGGGUCAUCUACCUUUGACGGAGGAAACGCUUCCUUCCCUGAUAUUCAUAUGGCUAGAGAGAGGAGCAUCGACAGCAGAGGAAGUGGAGGAAGUGGCAAGAAACUGCCCUUCUCGGAGGAGCUAACAGAAUCAAAAGAACGUGGGUUCCCAAAUGCAGGCACUCGUUCCGCCCCGCCGCCCUCUGCUUCAGCAAAUGCAGCAGUAGAAUCAAUGAGAAAUCUUGGGAAUACUUUAAAUCCUUUGAACCGGCUGGCCGGUAUGAGUAUGAUGCGUGGGUUUGGUAGAACUAGUUCCACAACUCCGCCUGUGCUUUCCAGCGCCGCGGAAAAGUCCAAGGAAUUAGGCCAUCAGCCGCCGAAGGGAGUAGCGGAGACAGGUUCAUUGUUUGAGACAGAAAGAGACUCGCCUGCUGCAUCUCCUCUGCCGCAAGCCAGGCCGCUUCCUAAGGUCUCGCCACCGAUUGAACGGUUCAUGGAGGUGAGCAAUCCCGGCGAGCUUAAGAUUGGCGAGAUUUCCGAGCUGCUGAGAGAUUAUCGGCGGCUGGCUGGCGUGCUCAAAGAGUUGGGCGCUGUUUAGUUUCCACAAAUGAUAGGCAUAUGUAAAUUCUCUAAGUACUAGAGUUAGCGGCUCCACUUCCUACCCGCUUGCGCUAUGGUUGCAAUUUUGGGUAAAUAGAAUUGGCGUUUAGGAGAGCAUUUUGACGAAACAUUUUGGAGGCAAAGAAACGCAUUGAUGAGGGCUCUUAAAUUAUGGAUAUCUUUCUAUCCUGUCGGUUGAUCAAGUAGAAAUGUAAUAAGUAUAUAUAUUUCCCAUAAGUUAGAUGCUCCUGGCAAAUAACAUUCUCAAAAUGCAUCUUGGACGAUGGGAUAGCUUAGGUAUAGUUAGAGACUUAUAGGGCGGUUUAAAUUUCUCAGUCCAGGGUAACGUUCUGGUUGACGAUGACGAGGAAGACCAGUGAAUAUUUGUUGUGCCC